This is a messenger RNA of Cyphellophora europaea CBS 101466, 1104 nucleotides long. RefSeq lists its product as uncharacterized. The record is from RefSeq and is a predicted model, not a curated record. Bases 1 to 1104 code for a protein of 367 amino acids. Lineage: Eukaryota; Fungi; Ascomycota; Eurotiomycetes; Chaetothyriales; Cyphellophoraceae. The transcript is spliced from 3 exons.
AUGCAGACUGUACCACCGCAGGGCGAUGGCCUUGUCACCUUCAUUCUCACCAUCGUCAUGCUGGCCAUCUGCUGGCCGACUCUCAUCGCCCGCUUUCUCGUACGCAUCAAGAUUAAAGCGCUAGGUCUCGAUGACUGGCUCAUGGGACUGGGUCUGGUCAUGUCCACUGCUUGGGGCGGCAUCCUCAUCGUCUAUUGCUACUCGGGCGGCGGCUAUCGACCCGAAGAUCCACGGAUUACCGACGAGCUCGCUGAGCGGACGCUCAAGUUUUACUUCAUAUGUCAAAGCCUAUACUGUCCCUCGACGAUCCCAAUCAAGUUCAGCAUCUGUGUCGCGCUCCUUCGCAUCUGUGGCACCCGCUAUGUCUUCAAAUAUUCCCUCUGGGCCAUCAUGGCCAUCACCGCGGUCGCUGGCAUUGGAAGCAUGAUCGGCAUCGUUGCAUCAUGCAGCCCACCCUCAGCAUUCUGGGAUCCAACCAGCGGCACAUGCAACGCCAGUAUCAACACCGUUGCAGCCUACUUCAUCUCAGCCUGCAGUAUCCUCACCGACUUUGCCCUAGCAAUCCUGCCAGGCCUCUUGCUAUGGAAUGUCCAAAUGAAGCGGACCAUCAAAGUCUCCGUCGGCAUCAUUCUCGCUCUAGCUGCCUUUGCCUCCUGUGCCACCCUUGUCCGCCUCCGCUAUCUGCUCGCACUCCUGGACAGCAAGAACUUCCUCUUCGCCUCCGCCAAGAUCGCAGUUUGGACCGUCGUCGAGCUCGGCAUCGGCAUCUUUGCCGGCUCCCUACCUCACCUCCGCCCCCUGCUGCGCUUCAUCCCUUUUCUCAACCACAACAGCACGGAUGACUCGCACCAAGACCAGCACCACACACCUGCACAAUACGGCAGGAGUCGCGAUGGCGUCAAGAUGUCGACCUUCAAAUCGGCGCACGACCAGGGUGUUCGUGGACAAUGGAACAAUCUGCGUGAUGAUGGAGACAGCCAGGAACACAUUCUUGACGAUGCCCCAAGCAUUUACACCGGGCCAGGCAUUCGCAAGCAAAUGUCCGUCACGGUAUCGGGGACCAUGACCGGGCAACAACCCCGGCCUGCGUGGCCCCAUAAAUAA